AUGAAUAUGAAUAUAAGUUGAUCCAAGAUCAACAUCAUAUUCAUAAUUUCAUAUUCCAUAUUCUAGAAACUCCUUUUGGCUCAUCCAAAGUAAAAAUCAAUCGUGGGUUCCAUCAAUUCCCACCCCAUGUCGGAAAAGUAUUGUUGCAUGAUCAUGAGAAUCAACGUCGACUGCAAUUCUUGUUGCAGAAAAUUAAGGAGAAUCAUUCUACGGAUGAAAGAGAACCAUUUGAUAGAGAAGCAGCAGCGUAGGGUAUGUGUGUUUGGGAGAUUUGAAGCAGCUGAUGUUGCAAUAAAGAUAAAGAAGAAGAUGAACAGAAGAGUUGAGAUCCUUGAAGUUCAAGAAAUGGAAGCAGAAGGUGAAAACGAAGGAGAAUAGAAAGCAGAUAGAAGAGAGAAUAAUAACAACCAUGCCAUGCAUGAGACAGUGUAUAUAAUAGCUUAAUUGCAAAUGUGCUUGCUUCUCAAACUCUACUUGGAAAUUGAAAAAAAGACACCAUUUGCAUCUACAAUUCUUCGAUUUAUUUAAUUUUAUUUUUG
This is a messenger RNA of Vigna radiata var. radiata (mung bean), 539 nucleotides long. RefSeq lists its product as uncharacterized. The transcript has 3 exons. The record is from RefSeq and is a predicted model, not a curated record. NCBI's taxonomy places the organism in Eukaryota, Viridiplantae, Streptophyta, Magnoliopsida, Fabales, Fabaceae. The coding region runs from base 127 to 378 and encodes 83 amino acids.